AUGACCGCGAGUGAGAGCCUGGGAUACGGCCUGAUGGGCUUCGGGCCGGCGCUGUCCAUGUUCGCGCUGACCAUCGCGCGACACCCGAGCCGAGUCGUGGUGCUCUUGCUGUCCUCAUUCAGCUGGAUCCUGUCGCUGCUGCUGUCCUCGCUCGCCUGGUUCGUGCUCUCGCCGCUGGGCUCGUCCCUGGGCGUUGCCGUGGCGCUCGCCGUGGUCUUCCAGGAGGGCGCCCGAAUCGCCACCCUCCAGGCGCUGCGCAAGGCGGACCGCUCGCUCAAGCUGGCCGCGCUCGCCGGAGACGCGCAACUCGCUCGUAGCAGGGUUGCGCUGGCGUACGCCUCCGGCCUGGGCUUCGGCGUCGCCAGUGGAGCCUGCUCGCUGCUCAACCCACUGGCGGACAUUGCCGACGCGGGUGUGCCUCCCGGUGUCAUGGGUGUCGCCAAGAGCCUUCCCGAAUCGUUCAUCCUGACGUCGGCGCUGACCACGGGCAUGCUGACGGUGCUGCACACCCUGUGGAGCGUGGUCUCUUUCCAAGCCCUGUGUCUUCAGAGUACGCUGCUGAUCGCCUUCCCGCCGGUUGCACACAUGUUUGCCUCGGGCGCCACGCUGCUGUACUCGCACGGACACUUCGGCGUACCGCUGGCCGCCAUCGUGGGCCUGCUCUUCCUGACAGCCGCUGUGGCCUUCGUGGUAACCGGCGGCCAGGCCGGACGCGCCUGGUCCCGACUAGGUCUCGCACGCGGCAGCAGCUCGCCCGAAGGCUCCGAGUACGAGCCGGUGUAG
This is a messenger RNA of Rhipicephalus sanguineus (brown dog tick), 783 nucleotides long. Its product is annotated as gamma-secretase subunit Aph-1. The transcript is spliced from 2 exons. Gene Ontology annotation, biological process: protein processing; Notch receptor processing; Notch signaling pathway. The record is from RefSeq and is a predicted model, not a curated record. Gene Ontology annotation, cellular component: membrane; endoplasmic reticulum; gamma-secretase complex. NCBI's taxonomy places the organism in Eukaryota, Metazoa, Arthropoda, Arachnida, Ixodida, Ixodidae. The coding region runs from base 1 to 783 and encodes 260 amino acids. Gene Ontology annotation, molecular function: protein-macromolecule adaptor activity.